UCCUGAAUCGGAAGCUUCGUUUGCUUUAUCGCAAUGUAUGGAGACAUCACCACAGUGGCAGGGAGAAGAUUCCACUGAGUGAUUAUGCUCUGGAAAACCUGGAGCAGCUCCAGGAAAAAGAUGAUUCCAGUAACAGAAUCGUCUUUAAGGAUGAGGCAGUGAAGACAGUCAGGAAAAUCUUACAGCUGAAACAACAGAAGGACAAGCUCCUGCAACAGGAAAAAGAGCUGGACACACAGAUCAGAGAAGCUGAAUUAAAGAAAUCUCAGUGUCAGAAAAGGACAAACUCUAAAAAGUAUAAGGAAGGAUUGUCCAGGCAACACGAUCUUCAGCGAAUGUUAGACUGCUACAGACUUACAGGCGUAUCAGUGCACUCCCAAGAAAAGAACUCCUUUACUCUGUGUUUUGAUAAUAAUUUUAAAUCAAAGUUCUACGAGUCUUACUACGUAGAAUUACUGAAGCGUGACAAUGAGACAUUUGAACUGAAGCACCACAGUCUUCCCAAGUUUGUGCCGGUGGCUGAUCUAGCUGGACACCACCUUAAAGAUGACCCGUCAGAAUUUGCAUCAAAGGUCAGCGAUUACCUGUAUGCCUAUGUCACAAGGAGAGAGGAAGUUGCUCGAGUGCAGGAAUCAAUCCUGGAAAACAAGCUGCAGGUGACGGUGACUGAUGCUGUGGAUUUUGUGCAGUUAUAUCUGGGAAAGUUGACAUCUAAGGUCUCCAUCAAAGUGACCUUAACUUACCAGGAUCUCCUCCAUGUAACACCAACACGAGUCACCUUCCACACCUACAUUGAUGAUGGUAUGGACUUGCCAGAAAAUCUUCAGCCAAAUCAUGUCUUGAAGUGGAAGCAGCAACUGAAGGUUUUCCCUCUUUCACAAGCCAUGGCUCCCAUCAUUGAGGCCUUUGAGUUUGUUCAGCUAGACAAUGAGAUGGCAAUGGAGGAGGAAGAAUCACUAGAAGACAGCUCGUGAUUGAUAAAAACAGUCAUUCUGAUUGGUCAUGUGAAGCUUAAUUGCGUUAAUAUGGAAAAUAAGAGAAAUUUUUAUCGAGAAGUUUUCCUGUUCAUAUAUGUAAGAGCUCUUUACUCUAUACACAAAUCAUGUACAUAUUAAACGUGUCACAAGGUAUCAGGACCGUCUGGUCUCUUUGAAAACGAGCUUAACAAAGGGACCAGUUGAAACGUUGGGACACAUUAAAUUGUUUGUGUAUAUAGUAAAACUUUGAUUAUAUCAUAUUUCCAAACUGAAUGAAUCUUAUUGAAGAUAAUGAACAUUGUAAUUGAAACAGAAACCUUCUAACAACAUUUUGUACAAUGCAGUACAUUUGUACUGGUGUGUGUUAACAAUUUUACAUGGUCAUUGAUGAUAUACUGGAACAUAGUGUCAAAACUCAAAACUCGAACAUCAGAAUAGCUCACAAUCCGGUAAAGAACAACUUACUGGGUGCAACUAUAAAUUGAGUACAGCAUUAUGACAUUAUUUUAACAUAACAUGUAAAUAUCAAAUGUUGCUUAUUCACUUGAUAUCAUCACGUCACUAUGUUAUCAAUAUGGAAAUUUUAUUGUGUAAAUUAUGCAAUACAUUUUAAGAAGUGUUAAAUAUAAUCACGAUUUCCAUUUUGUUAUCGGAUAUUGAAUUACAUACUGUGUAUACUUGUACAGUAUUUCUCUGUACUUCAAAUAAAAUUAUAUUGUAUUGUUUGUCCUUCAUCUUUUGCACUUCCAUUUCUUUGUUGUGCUGUAAACUGAAUUUAACCCAUGUUCUGCUAGCUACAAUGUAUGUAAAGGGAUAUAUAAGGGAAAAUGUUUA
This is a messenger RNA of Mizuhopecten yessoensis (Yesso scallop), 1811 nucleotides long. RefSeq names its product centromere protein O-like. The transcript is spliced from 7 exons. Lineage: Eukaryota; Metazoa; Mollusca; Bivalvia; Pectinida; Pectinidae. Bases 336 to 974 code for a protein of 212 amino acids. The record is from RefSeq and is a predicted model, not a curated record. Gene Ontology annotation, cellular component: Mis6-Sim4 complex; kinetochore.